AUGCUAUAUACAAAUGCACAAAGUUUAACGGCGCAUAAAGAUGAGAUACAGCAUCAGAUUUUGAAGAAAAUAAAUCUUGCAUUCUUAGCACUGUCAGAAACUAGAUUGACUGAUGAGAUUGAUGAUAGUGAAGUGAGCGUUCAGGGUUAUACGGUAGAAGUAAAAGAAAAAUUGUGUAAAGAAGUAAUUAUGGUAGUAUGUCAUUCACCAAGCGCGUCGCAUGGUGACGUAAUGAGAUUUCUGGAAGAUAUAGUAGAGGAGUUAACAAUAAAAGAAAAAUGUAUAGUAAUUAGUGACUUUAAUAUAGAUUUUAUGAUAUAUUCCUUUUAUGCGAAGAAGCUGCAAACGAUAAUGCUAAGCUUAGGUAUGAAACAAUACGUUAAUAAACCGACAAAAAUCACGAAAGACAGUCAGAUAAUCAUUGAUUUAAUCUUCGCUAACAAUGAUAGUUUAGAAGUACAGGUAGUUUACGAACCUAAAAUUACGGAUCACGCAUGGCUUCAAGUUAAAUUUGGUGCUAAAAGAAGUAAAAAUAACUAUAGAGAAUUUAGCGCUAGAAGAUUUAAGAACUUUGAUGUAAGUGAAUUUACCAGAUUAGUAGAAAAUAAAUUGCAUAAAAGACAAGAUAUGAAUGUCAGUAUGAGAGCGACAAAGCUUGUUGACAGUAUAGUAGAAGCGUUAGAUAUAGUGGCGCCGAUAAGAAAGUUUAGAAUUCUAAAGGUGUGGGAAGGGAAAAAGUGGUUCUCAGAUGAAAUAAGAGAAGCAGCUGAUAGAAGAGAUAAAGCAUACAAGAAAGCGGUUUAUGAAACUAAUCUCAACAAAGAAAAUUUUACGACUAUGUGGAAAACCUUGAAAGAAAUAAUUAAAGGUAAGUCUAGCGGUAUUAAUAAAAUAAUUAUUUAUGUUAUCGAGAACAAAGGAAUUAUGGAAAAUUUCGAGAUGAUAGAGCUAGACGAGUUAGAAAAAAUUAUUAUGAGAUUACCAAAAACGAAAGGUACGGAUGAGGGGAUAACUAGUGAUGUAUUAAAAGCAGCUUUUUGCGUAAUAAAAGAGGAGUUUGCAGAUAUUAUACACAGUUCUUUGAGAGUUGAUUUCUGUCCGGAAGGAUGGAAAACUUCGACGAUAGUGCCGAUACCAAAAAUAAAUAAAGCGAAAAAAGCAAGUGAAUACAGACCUAUUAAUAUAUUACCAGUAUUUGAGAAAGUGUUAGAAUUAGUAGUAAAAGAACAGCUUAAAAUGUAUCUAGAAAGUAANGCUAUUAUUACAGAGCAUCAGUCGGAGUUCAGAAAACAGUAUUCGUGCGAGACAGCGAUUCAAACUGUCAUUGACGAAUGGAAACUAGUAGUAAGUGAGAGACAAAUGGUGGGAGUAAUUUUCAUGGACCUUAAAAGAGCGUUCAAGACAAUAGAUAGAGAAAGAUUAUUAGGGAAAUUGUAUCAGUAUGGAAUUAGAGAAGUGGUCUUAGAGUGGCUUAAAUCGUAUCUAAGCAAUAGAAAACAGCAAGUGCAAUUUAAUCAUAAGUGGUCUAGAUUACUAACAACAGAAUAUGGAAUACCACAGAGAUCAGUACUGGGACCUUUGUUAUUUGUAGUAUAUAUAAAUGAUAUAAUCAAAAUCUGUCCAAAAGGAUGCAGUAUAAAAAUGUUUGCUGAUGACACCUUAAUAUACGUAAGUGGAGAAAGUAGCACGGAUUUAGAAAGUAAAAUGAAUACAGCAUUUAAUGUAGUCGAGCAGUGGAUGAAUAUAAACAAGCUAAAAAUGAAUGCGGAAAAAACGAAAUUUAUGAUAGUCAGAAGUAUACGAAAAGAAUUGAGAAGUAUUAUUACACUGAAAUGCCUGGACGGUAUUGAGAUAGAGCGUGUAGAAACAAUGAAGUAUCUAG
Messenger RNA from Pseudomyrmex gracilis, 1882 nucleotides. RefSeq lists its product as uncharacterized. The transcript is spliced from 4 exons. NCBI's taxonomy places the organism in Eukaryota, Metazoa, Arthropoda, Insecta, Hymenoptera, Formicidae. The annotation marks the transcript as partial. The record is from RefSeq and is a predicted model, not a curated record.